AUGUUAGGUCCUCUGAUUCAGAGAAGAAGAGCCCUACUGAAGCUGAAAAGGCUCACAGUGAUAAGCGUCUCAGGAAUUGCUCGUGAAAGAAGGAGUAGGAAGAAGGCUGAUGUUGUUAUCAAUAUUGAUUACCUAAAAUCUUAUGAGGAAUCCAUUACUAAACAAUUGGAUCUUGGAAUAGCCAAGAGACUUCAUAAAAGAAAAGGAAAUGUUGUGAUGGUUGGAUCUACUAGUGUUGCUGCUGAUAGUGGUGAAUCCGCGGGUGAUGAAUCUGAAGGUGCUGGUGUUGCUAAAAAGAGUGCAUCUGAAUGUGAUGAUAUUGCUGAAAAGAGUGCAUAUGAUGGUGAUGAUGCUGAUGAUGAAGGAAAAGAUCCCAGAGAGAGAAAGAUGGAUGCUAUAAGGAAGCAAGCUGCCAGAUUAAGGGAACAAGUUGCCAAGCAACAACAGACUAUACUUAGACAAUUGGGUCAACUUAGCAAUGAACCCCUCAUGGCCGAUGAAUCUGAACUUGAAUGUUACCAGAAACUUCAAAAAUUAUACACGUCUACAAAGACUGCUAAGCAUUUUCAGCGGCAUAUUGUUCGUGGUAUUGAAGGAUUCAUCUCUGUUAGUUCCAAGCAGAUGGAGAUAGUGAGGAAAUUGGCUAAGGACUGUUGUAAGUAUGGGACUGAAAAUAAGGAUCACGCUAGUAAUUAUCCCCUUGCAAGGGCUUCUCUUCAAUUCGGUAAUUCAUAUGAUUUAUUGGAAAAUGAGAGGGAGACUUUGCUUGGGAUCUUAUGUGAUCAGAUCUCUGAGCCACUGCGGGCACAAAUAACAGGAGCUCCUUUGGAAGAUGCACGCCACCUCACUCACAACUACGACAAACUUCGUCAAGAAGUAGAAGGCCAGGCUGCUGAAGUUUUGAGGCGUCGAUCGAAGUUGAGGGAUUCUUCUCUUUCUUCAGACAGUUCCAUGAGGCUUCAGAAUGCAGAGAAAAGGUUGAAAGAACUUAAAUCUGCCUUGGUGGCACUCGGUAGAGAAGCAACUUCUGCUAUGUUGUCAGUUGAAGAACAACAACAACAUAUAACUCUGCAGAGUCUUUCUACAUCGGUGGAUGCUGAGCGAGCCUAUCACCGGCAUGCCCUUGUGAUUCUAGAUAAACUAUAUGCUGAGAUGAUCAUGAUUGACGAGAGACAAACAAAAGAGCCCACAUCGUUUCCACUCCCAAAAGAUGGAUAUAAUCAACCCGCAGAUGAGAAACUUAAUUCAAAUGGCAUUGAUUAUAAACACGACACCCAAAUGGGCACAUACUUUUUUGCAAAGGUCAUCCAUACGUUUGACGCUCAAGCUGAAGGGGAGUUAAGUUUAUCAGUUGACGAUUAUGUUGUAAUACGUCAGGUUGCUGCGAAUGGAUGGUCUGAAGGAGAAUGCAAUGGCAACGCUGGAUGGUUUCCCUCUGCAUAUGUACAGAGACAGGACGUAGUACCAGCGAACAAGAUACCGGAGUAA
Molecule: messenger RNA, 1488 nt
Organism: Vicia faba (fava bean)
Lineage: Eukaryota; Viridiplantae; Streptophyta; Magnoliopsida; Fabales; Fabaceae
Source: the annotation of a GenBank genome assembly